Bradysia coprophila is the source of this 589-nucleotide messenger RNA. RefSeq names its product huntingtin-interacting protein K. Lineage: Eukaryota; Metazoa; Arthropoda; Insecta; Diptera; Sciaridae. Gene Ontology annotation, biological process: negative regulation of apoptotic process; protein stabilization. The record is from RefSeq and is a predicted model, not a curated record.
AACAUAAAAACAUCGAAAUUGUAUCUGUCAGUGAUUCUCUUCAUCAGAGCCAAGAAUAUUUUUAUCCUUCCUAUGCAAAUUGGCGAGUGUGUUUUCUCGAGAAGAAUUUGUUUAAUUUCUAUUAAUAAUGGAAGAAGAAAAUAAUGAAUUGCCCAACGGCAACGAUGUCGACGAAGUUCAAGACAAAAAGUCGAAAAAAGUUGCUAAACAUGACGGUGGAGUGGCCGAUCUGGAACGUGUUACAGACUAUGCAGAAGAAAAGGAAUUGAGCUCAGCGGAUAUUUCGAAUGCCAUUAAUAUUUUCGGUGAUAAAAGGAACAAGGAAGCUGCAGAGAAAUUAGCCAAAGAAAGGGAACUACAGAAAAUCCACGUGAAGAAGGAAGACAUUGAACUAAUCGUAAACGAAAUUUUAAUAUCCAGGCAACAAGCGGAAAAAGUCCUACGAGAGCAUAGAGAUGUUGUGUCCGCACUGGAAGCAUUAAUCAAUUAAUUUAAUGAAAUUUCACGAAUGUAAAAUUCAAAAUUUUCGUUAAAAGUCAAUUUUGAAUUGCUGUACUGAAUACACAUCCGAUCGUCGUUUUUCACAAAA